AUGUUGAGUAUUCCCAAAAGUCCACCCCAAAGGCCUCAGAGCUCCUGCCCCUCCUCCACUUCACUGAGUGCAUCAGAUGAAGAUUCCAGCAGUGUAGGAGAGGGCGAUACAAGUGCCUGGCAGCUCCCGGCAGACACUGAAUUCUUGCUCAGAUAUGAGUUAGAUGAGAAAGUGGCUGAGUUGAUAAAGUUUCUGCUCCUCAAAUAUCAAACAAAGGAGCCUAUCACAAAGGCAGAAAUGCUGAAUACUGUCAUUAACGAGUACGAGAACCACUUUCCUAUGAUCUUCAGGAAAGCCCGUGAUUUCAUAGAGCUUAUUUAUGGCAUUUCCAUGACAGAAGUGGACCCCAGCAACCACUCCUAUGUCUUUGCCAACACACCAAACCUCAUGUAUGAGGGAGUGCUGAGCAAUGACCAGGGCAUGCCCAAGACCAGCCUCCUGAUACUUACCCUGAGCGUGAUCUUCGUUAGGGGCAACUGCACCCGUGAGGAGGACAUCUGGGAAGUGCUGAGUAGUUUAGGGGUGUAUGCUGGGAGGGAGCACUUCAUCUAUGGGGAACCCAGGAAGCUCAUUACCACAGAUUUUGUUCGAGAAGAAUUUCUGGAGUACCGGCAGGUGCCCAACAGUGAUCCUGCACGCUACGAAUUCCUGUGGGGUCCACGGGCCCACACUGAAAUCACCAAAAGGAAAGUGCUGGAGUUCUUGGCCAAGCUAAAUAGUGUCGUCCCUAGUUCCUUUCCAAGCUGGUACAAGGAUACUUUGGCAGAUAUGGAAGAGAGAGCCCAUGCCAUCAUUGAUGCUGCAGAUGCCGCCUCUGCCAUGGCUAGUGCAAGCUCCAUUGUCACGUCCAGCAGCUUCUCCCACCCUGAGUGAAGUUUCAGGCAGAUUCCUCACUGUGUGUGGGAAGAGGGGAGUCAAGGUUCACAGUAGCUGAGGGCCAGGGUGGGGCUGGAGAAAACUGUUCUUUGUGAUUCUGUUCUAUAUGGGAGACAUUAAAUUAACAUUCUUUCUUCUGGGUAUUUUUCAAAUGCUUUCCAUUUUAAUAGCAGCUAAAAUUAGUUUCAGAAUCUUAGUUUAUACAUAUGAGUCACAAAUUUGCUGCUGUUUAUCUGGUUUAAGAGUAUGAGUUUGGUAUUUUGUAAGGAAAAAAAAAACAAAUUGGGAAAACCUUCCAUCUUAUUUUGAGCUCUAGGGCAGGAUAACAUUGAAAAUGUAAAAUAGUGGAACAUAAAAGAUGGUGAAUGUUUGUAUUCCAUUAUCCCUUUUAGUCGGUCCUCUAAAAUUAAAGACUUAUACAUAUA
Messenger RNA from Galeopterus variegatus (Sunda flying lemur), 1301 nucleotides. RefSeq names its product melanoma-associated antigen C2-like. Lineage: Eukaryota; Metazoa; Chordata; Mammalia; Dermoptera; Cynocephalidae. The transcript has a single exon. The coding region runs from base 1 to 873 and encodes 290 amino acids. Gene Ontology annotation, biological process: negative regulation of transcription by RNA polymerase II. Gene Ontology annotation, cellular component: nucleus. The record is from RefSeq and is a predicted model, not a curated record.